Molecule: messenger RNA, 1671 nt
Organism: Nematocida ausubeli
Lineage: Eukaryota; Fungi; Microsporidia
Exons: 1
Coding region: 1-1671 (556 amino acids)
Source: RefSeq, a predicted model, not a curated record
AUGAGAUUUUUAAAGGGAAUUAUAACAACCAUGCUUAUAUUGGAUAGUUUACUUUUUGGAUAUAUCUUUACUGUAAGAAGGAAAGGAAAAGGAAAAGACCAGAAAAUAUUACUAAAAGACAUAGAAUUUAUUAGUGAGACUAGUAGUACAUCGGAUUCUUACAGUCCUAUAAGCAGUGAAAAUUCAAAUAUGCAAUUUCCACAGGAAGACUACAGUUCCACUUUCAAUAGAAAAAGAGCACACACAGACAGUAAAAAAUUAAUUAGCCUAUACAACAAAAAGUCGAAAGAAGUUCUUAGAAAGAGAAUAGAAAAUAUAAUCUACAAAUCACAGCCACAGCCAUAUAGAAUGACUUGCAAUGCAGAUUACCAGAAUAAGAUUGAAGAAAAUCGUGCACAAAUGUUUUCAAAUAAUAGGUCUCUUGACCAGAUGGGUGAUACUGAGAAUAUUGUAUAUAUAAGUGCUAGCCCACAGGUAAAUAUAGUAAGAAGCAAAGUGCCCACUCAAAAUAAUUCAAGAAGAAAUAUUUCACAUGAAGAAGCACUUUUCCUAGAAUUUAAAAGACAUAAUAGUCAAUAUAUUAGUGAGGAUACUAGUGAAUAUAAUGAUGGAAUAAGGGAAGAAACAAGAACAGGUGAAAAUGACCUUGAAAGAUUAGAAAAGGAAAAACAAAAACAAAAACUUCUUAAAAUACUUGAAUAUCAAGAAAAAAUAGCAAAACAGCAAGAAAAAAUAUUAGAAGAACAAAGAUUAGAUAUAGAAGAAAGUAAAAGAGAAAGAUUAGAAGAAGAGAGAAAACAAUUAGUAUUAGAGCAAGAAAGAUUAGUAUUACAGCAAGAAAAAGAAAGAUUAGAGCAAGAAAGAGAAAGAAUACUGCAAGAAGAAAAACUAGAACAAAAAAGAGAAGAUGAAAAAUUUAAACAAGCUAUUCUGGAUAUAUUGUAUUCUAUAAAAGAACGCAUUCCAAUAGAUCUAAAAAGUGAAAUUGAAAAAAAACUUGCUGAAGAAGCCAAUACUUCAGAUAGUAUUCUUAAAGAAGUAACUGAUUCUGUGAAAAGUUCUGACGAUUUUUUAAAAAUGUUACCAUAUAUAGAUUCUAAUAUUAAACAUAUUUUAGACGAAAAUUCUAUUAAUAUGAAAAAAUUAGAUGAAUUACUUAAUUAUGUAAAAAAAAAUAAUAUUGAUACUGUUAUAGAUCUAUUGCUGAAUAAGAAGAUGUUAAUUAAUAAAAGUGAUCACGAUGCAUUUAUAGAGGGAAAAGACGAAACCAUAAACGAACUAAUAGUCGAAAUUGAAUAUUUGAAACAACAAAAUGAAAAAAAAACUCGAGAUGCUAGAAACCAAAAAGCGAGAAGACGUGAAUUUAAAGACAGAUGUGCAGCGUUGGAUAGACAUGUUAAAUUGACAAAACAGUUCUUACAUGAUGAUCGCAUACUCCAAGAAAAAAAGAUAAUCGACUUAUCUAGAGAUAAUAGAGAUGCCUACAACAAAAUUUCCGAACUACAGGACAUUUUAUCUAAAACAACUGCUGAAAAUCUAGAUUAUAUCGAAAAAUAUGAUGAGGUGUUUAAAGAGUUAGUUAAAAUGGAGAAAAUGGUAGAGAUAAAUGAUUCUAAGGCUAAAGAUGUCUAUAACUGCUUAAAAACUUUCUUAAAAAUAGAAGCAGAAUGA